AUGAGUAAAGAUAAUUCAACUGACGGGGAGGUUGUUACUUCUCGACAUGACAGGAAUGCACCACAAGCAGAGACUCAGAUUGCUCCUGAAUCCAGUAUAAUUCAGAAGGCUGGUGCUGCGUUAGAUGUUCUAAGGGAAGUCCUUGGUGCCGUUGAUGCUCAACAUCCUGAGGAAGCAAAGGAUGAGUUUACCCUGGAUCUUGUGGAACAAUGUUCAUUCCAAAAGCAACGAGUAAUGCAUCUUGCAAUGACUUCUCGUUUAUAUGAACUGUGGCUGUGA
Messenger RNA from Ilex paraguariensis (yerba mate), 279 nucleotides. NCBI's taxonomy places the organism in Eukaryota, Viridiplantae, Streptophyta, Magnoliopsida, Aquifoliales, Aquifoliaceae. The record is from the annotation of a GenBank genome assembly.